Molecule: messenger RNA, 747 nt
Organism: Cordyceps militaris CM01
Lineage: Eukaryota; Fungi; Ascomycota; Sordariomycetes; Hypocreales; Cordycipitaceae
Product: enoyl-CoA hydratase/isomerase family protein
Exons: 5
Coding region: 1-747 (248 amino acids)
Biological process (GO): fatty acid beta-oxidation
Cellular component (GO): mitochondrion
Molecular function (GO): enoyl-CoA hydratase activity
Source: RefSeq, a predicted model, not a curated record
AUGACUGAGUCAUCUACAGCUGACGUCGUAUUGUCAUCAACCCCCGCUCCGGGUGUUCGACUUCUUCAACUCAACCGCCCAGAGAAGCGCAAUGCACUGUCCCAGCUUCUGAUCCGCUCUCUUCUCUCUGAGCUCAGUAAGGCAUCUGCGGAUGAUGCCAUCUUCUCCAUCAUUCUCACCGGAAAUGGUCCCUUUUUUUGCGCCGGUGCGGAUCUGAAUGACAUCGCCCCUCUUGACGAAGCAGGCGCCAGAGCUUGUCGCUAUCUGGAGGACCUCUGCGCUGGCUUUGCAGCUGUCAAGAAGCCCAUCAUCGCCGCCGUCAACGGCCCUGCUAGCGAUUUGAUCCUUGCGGCCCAGCCCGCGUACUUUGUCCUCCCAGAGACCAAGAUUGGGCUCAUCCCCGGCGCCGGCGGUACCCAACGGCUGACAGCGGCCAUCGGCAAGUACAAGGCCAUGCGCAGCAUCUUGCUGGCCGAGCCCAUGACUGCCGAGGAGGCCAUGGCCGCCAGCCUCGUCGCUAGUGUAGUCAGCCCCGACACCCUGACCCAGCACGCCUUCGAGAUGGCCUCCAAGUUCACUGCCGACAACAGACAGGCCGUUGCCUUUGCCAAGCAGGCCAUCUGCAGAGCGGAUGAUCUCUGCCGCGACGACGCCUUUGAGCGAAAUCUGUACUACACCGCGUUCGGAACCAAUGAGAAAAGGCGCGGGGUCGACGACUUCUUGACCGCUCGUCGCAAAAAGGCAUGA